AUGAGUAUUUGUAAGGAGAAUGCAGUGGCUGGCGUGGACGCUGUUGUUGAAAACACCAAUGGCGACACUAAACUGCAGGUGCCCAAUUCCUUUGACAAUCACUACGACAAUAACGACAUGAAUGAAAUCUUCAACGAGGAACACCAGUUUACAGGGAUAAUGAAGAAGUACUGGAACCAGCGACACGAUUUGUUUUCCAAAUACGACGAAGGGGUGAUUCUAACAAAGGAGCUAUGGUUCAGCGUUACUCCUGAGAUCAUCUCCAAAUAUACAGCAAAGUUAAUUGAACUUGCCUUUCGGGAUAAAAAAGACCCGCUAUAUGUUAUGGAUGCAUUUGCUGGCGGUGGAGGGAACGUGAAUCAGUUUCUUGAGUGCUUCGAUGUCGUUUUCGGGGUGGACAUCAACCACACACAUUUGGAAUGCACAGAAAAAAACGCCAGAAUCUAUUUCCCCAAGGAACAGCUCUCAAGUAGACUUAAACUUUUGCCGUUGAACUGGGUGUACAGUGACCCCAGUCUCCCCGAAGAUUUUGUGGAUGAACAGGCAGAGAGUACAGAAGGGUACUCGACCAAGAGGGAGAGCCUAGAAAGUCUGGAGAUUCUACACCAUAUGAAAUUCGAUUGUAUCUUUGGAUCGCCGCCCUGGGGUGGGCCCGAAUACAUCAACGAAAAAAUCUACGACCUAAACCACCUACUUCCCUUCACACUUCCUAAACUGCUCAGUGUCUUGCUCCAAUAUACAGACAAUGUUGCCUUGUUUCUACCUAAAAACUCCAAUCUCUAUCAAUUGCAAAGAGUGACAACGAUGCUCUUCCCGGACAAGUCAUACCACAGAGUACUCAAAACUUGUUUACAUGGACGACCAAAGGGACUCCUUGUAUGCUGGGGGCCAGCAUUUGUAAAUAUAGAUAUUUCCAAAGUCGAGCUGUAG
This is a messenger RNA of Pichia kudriavzevii, 930 nucleotides long. RefSeq lists its product as uncharacterized. Gene Ontology annotation, molecular function: RNA cap trimethylguanosine synthase activity. The record is from RefSeq and is a predicted model, not a curated record. Gene Ontology annotation, biological process: 7-methylguanosine cap hypermethylation; 7-methylguanosine RNA capping. The coding region runs from base 1 to 930 and encodes 309 amino acids. Gene Ontology annotation, cellular component: nucleus. NCBI's taxonomy places the organism in Eukaryota, Fungi, Ascomycota, Pichiomycetes, Pichiales, Pichiaceae. The transcript has a single exon.